Molecule: messenger RNA, 5895 nt
Organism: Cladophialophora carrionii CBS 160.54
Lineage: Eukaryota; Fungi; Ascomycota; Eurotiomycetes; Chaetothyriales; Herpotrichiellaceae
Exons: 3
Coding region: 1-5895 (1964 amino acids)
Biological process (GO): proteasomal ubiquitin-independent protein catabolic process
Cellular component (GO): cytosol; nucleus
Molecular function (GO): peptidase activator activity; proteasome binding
Source: RefSeq, a predicted model, not a curated record
AUGGAAGACCUGGUCAGCGUCAACAACCACAUGAAGCAUGCCUUCGAAGUUUCACGAGCAACGUCUCCCGCCGGGACCAUAGCCAUGCAAGAUGGUCAAGCGACCGACGCUGGGACACCAGCCAAGCGCAACAGACCCCGAACAUUUCCCUACUUCUCGACUCUGCCUUAUCCGGUCGAAGAUGAAGCUACGAGACAGGAAAAUCUGGCAGAGAUCCUCAAGCGCCUCUACAUCGCCAUUCAGGCCAGCGACUUCACGCCGGGCGCGGUGCAUUGGACGAGGGAACUCCGCAGCUGGCUCUCACUCAAGUUUGAUCCGACGAAAGAGCAGCGGGUGAAGCUGGUGCAACUCUACUACGAACUGGCACUGGCUCCUGGCAUCGACCCAGUCGUGAGUGAACGCUUUGCCAGCAUGUUCAUGCUGCUCAUCAAGAAAAAGCAUUACCUGCGGCCCCUUGUCGACCUCACCCUUGAUUGGCGCCCGCUCUAUCGAGAAAUGAAGGUGUUCGUCCUCCCCAGCGAGUCGGGUCUCAUGCAGACUACCAAUCUCAAGAGAAACAUCAAGACACUCGUCAAGCUCUGUUCGUUCGCUCAGUUGUACUUCGACCCCGAGGAUAUCCCGUCCAUGCUGGAAGAAAUACUGCCCCAUUUCACCAUGUCGGCAACAGAAGGUGCCUUUGUGGUCAUUGGCCUGCUCAACAUGCUUCUACCGACAGCACCGCCUCCGCCUAAUCGAUCCGACUUGAGCCCGCAGCAUUUCUUGCCAACCUUCUUUCACCUAGGUUCCUUGGUAAACCGCUCUCGGACCGUGGAUGUGGCGCUCAUCGAUCUCCUUUCUCGCCUCGCUCGGGAUUCUCUGCCUAGUAAGCAGGUUGACUUCUCAGAGUUCGGCAUCUUCACCGCCGAACAGUCGACCUUGAUUACCACGGCCAUCCUGAGACUACUCGAGAUACCCGUCGGGCAGUCCACUUCGCCGUACAGUGCUCUGGUCGAUAUUACAGCUGGAAUGGGCUUUCUAUUAGAUCGAGACAGCAGGAAACACCCAGUCUCGCACCACAUUGCUAGGUGGUUCAUCAUGUCUAUGUCGCCGGCGUGCUUGGACAAGGAGACAUCCGUGCUAUCUUUGCUUGAGAACCUGAUCCAGGCAAUAGAGACUUUCUUCCAUCCCUCCAACUCUGGCUCUUGGACAAGAACAUUGUCGCAACUUGUCUUCUACCUGGCCGAUUUCUUCGUCAUGCGGUGGAACCGGGAGCGCAAUGGGGAGAUGGAAGUCCCUCCCGAGCGGAGACUCAAUGAAGCGAUCCGAAAACGCUUCGUCCUCUGCCUACGGGACGUCAUCUUCAUGGGCAUCUAUGCGAAGAGCGGAACAGCAAUGAGCUAUUCCUUGUCGACCCUUCAGGCGCUGGCUUUCUUGCAGCCGGAUCUGAUCCUUCCAGGCGCCUUACAGCGCAUUUAUCCCUCCAUGCAGGGACUGGUGGAGGUGCACCGCACGAUCUCGUCAAUUCGCGCCCUGCAGAUACUUGCCAGGACAAUGAUCAGAACAAAAGGCUACCGCUGUCACAUCACGGCUCUUCUUGGCCUUGCCCUACCUGGCAUCGAUGCCAAUGAUCUCGACAAGACUCUGUGCACCUUGUCAUUUUUCGCCAAUGUCUGCUACAACAUACCAUUUGAAGAUCUUUCCAAGGGGAGAGAUGAUGUUCAAGGCAACAUCUUGGCUAUCGAAUGGAUUACUGGCGAGAUGGAACGUAUGGAGCAGGAAGGUGCCGCUGUUCAGCUCAACUAUGCAGCCUUGAACGAAAAAGAUGAAGAGCUAAUACUUGCCUCGUCCACUGCUGGGUUGGCUGAGUUUGUGACUUCUUUCUUAGGCAGGGUCUUCACCUUGCUGGAAAACCUGCCCGAUGCUGCACGUGUACGAAGUGGCUCCCCAGAGGAGAACAUUGUCAAUACGCUCCCAGCGGCGUUUGCACCGCUCUUGGCCUCUCUUUCUCCCGAGCUGUACGACCUCGCGUUGAACAAGAUUGUCGAUUUUGUGGCCAACCACGUAAUCCACCAGUCAAGAGAUGCCAUGGCGUUCAUUUGCAAUUGCCUCUGCAAGGUUAAUCCGGAAAAGGCUCUGGCAAAGUUUGUCCCGGUGCUGGUAAGCGCCAUUCGCACAGAAAUCGACGAGAACGGGGCUGGCUCAACCAGAAAUGCCGCUUCCGAUGUCCUACCUAGAGACCGGGGCUUGGUCUGGAACAUCAGCAUGCUGAGUAUGUGCGUGGUGCACGUGGGCUCGGCAGUCCUGAAAUACAAGCAAGAGCUCUUCGACAUCGCGGUUUACAUGCAGCAGAAAUGCAAAGGCAUGCCGACUGUGCACAUUUCCAACUAUGUGCACCAUUUGUUGCUCAACCUGACCGUCACCUAUACGGCCGACUAUGCUUUAUACGAGCCGGAGAAAGCCAAAGAUGGACUGACUGCGGACUUUUGGGGAGCGUCCACACCACCUGCUACGAUCAAUCCAAAAUGGCACGUCCCCUGCAAGGAAGAGGUCGACUUCGCGGUUGAACUGUUUCAGACUCAGGCUGAAAGCGCCAUCCAGCAUCUGCAGCGUCUUAUUGACGGCACAUCCAGCGUCAAACGAGACGGCAGCGGCAAGGAAUGGUCAGAUGAGGUCUCCAGAAACCUGGUCCUUCUCCGCCUGCUGCUCGCCGGCGUAUCGGUACUGUUCGAUGCCAAGGGCGUCAAUGAGGGUUUGACGACAACCGCUGCCGGCGUCGAUGCUGAUGCUUUGAUGUCUCAAGCCAAUGGCCAUGCGCCCGAAGAGAAUAACGGCGCGAGUGACGGUGACACUACCCUUGAUGGCACUGAUGAGACGUCUCUCAAACCUUCGUUCCGGUACCCUGCUGGCGAGAUUCUCAACCCCGACGACGAUAACUACAAGCUUAUUCAUCACCUGCGACAAAAAAUAGGUCAUGUGCUCCAUGAUGUCCACGUCUUUCUGACUCAAUAUGCUGAAGAUGAUGUGUCUUCAUUUGCCCCACUGUACACCGCUUACAGAUCUUGGUUCGUCGACGUUGGCAUCGAACGUUCGGCUCAUGUACUUGACCGUGUCACUCGACUACUGCAUGCGGACGAGCAGCCGUACAAAGUAGCGGGAGUUCGAAAAGACUAUCCUCGCUCGAUUCUUGUUCGACGAGCGAAUGUUUACCACACGCAGAGAUUGCGCCAUAACGCAGCACCGAGACCACGUUCGGAGCUCGACGAACAGCUUCUGCUUGAUCUCGCACAGUCCGCGGUGUCCUUGUACACUGAAGUCCGACGCAACGCGCAGAGUGCGGGAGAAUCUGCUCUGAAAGUGAUCUUUGGAGCCCGUCUCUUUGUCAUCCCACCACUCUUGAAAGCUUUCCAGGAGGCUGUCGAAAAUAAUGAUUUUCCACGUAUCAAGGGCGGUCUAUUCGCCCUGUUGUUCGGCAGCCUGGCAAAAACCGUAGGGAGACACUGGAAAUACACGCCAGCGGUCAUCAGAACGUUCAUCGAAGCCAGUAGUGCCGACAAACCUUCCAUCCAAAAACUGUGUUCCGGUGGCCUGUUCCAAAUCAUGGAUUAUGGUCGACCGGGGGAUCGCAUGGCGAUCAUCGAUCGUAGAGUUGUUGAUCCCCUCAAUCCGGACGACGAUGUGGAGGACCAAAUUGCGAAAAAGAAAGCCUUCGUCUUGACUAAGCGUGCUAACAUUGAGCGCCGGAAGGCAGAACUGGCCGAAGAGCUGGUUGAAAUGUGCCGCAGUUCACAUUGGAAGAAAGCCUCGCGUGUUGCUACGCUGGUCAUGUCCUUGGGCAUGCGUUUCGAUACUGUGGCGCCGGACAGCAUGAUCGAAUUGGUGACGCUGGGCACGAUAGAUCCUCACCCGGGUCUGCGUGGACUAUACUCCCAAGCCCUGGUUGCCCUCUUCACUAUGACUGAUGUGAGGGCGGUCUCCAAUCACGAUUAUGCAAAUUACAUCCAGGCAAUCCAGCAGUUCCCCGCAAAGGUGAAGGUCGAGACUAAAGCCGGAGAAAAGUCAUGGACGGAUGAAUUUUUGAAGACCUUUUCCCAACCCGAAGCCGACGUCUACAUUGAUCACGACUAUCCAGGGUGGCUAGUUUGGUCAAAGGAUAUGCCUGGCUACAAGGCUAAUAUCGAGAAGGACAUCGUCUACGAUGAACUUGAGUGGGCGAAACGAACCAGGAUCGGCCGCCUCCUCGAUCGAAAAUGGUUCAACACGCUGUUCAUGUAUCUGAAGCAAGAGCCUCGCGACACUUCUGUGGACAAGUUCCGUGUCGCAAGCGCGGCCAUGUUGACUUAUGCCUUCGAGUUGAUUAUCAGAGAUGGCCUUACCGUUGCCACUUUUGAAGACAUCAAGGAAGAAACGCUUGCGGUCUUCGGAGAUGGGAGCGACAAACAUCAGCACCGUGCGACAGCCGAAAUUCUUGCUGGCCUGGUCACUUCGGUCAUGGACAACUCGAUCGAGCGCAGGACCAUGGUGUGGGAGUUCGCCUUUCCCAUCAUCCAGCGUGUCUUUGCGGAUGGCCUGACGCCCGAAAACUCCGGUUACUGGACAAACUUUCUGCGUAUGAUACUUCAGGCUAGAGACCCCCGCCGAGCCUGGCCUUUAGUCGAGUGGCUUACAAGCUUCCGUCUCGACAUGUCGUCCAAUGCCGCCUUCAAAGAGAGCUCCAAGAUCCAUCUGCUUCAUCAAGUGGUCUUGGAAGCAGGCUGGCACUUCCAGCUCGAGAAGCCCAUCGUGGAGAACUUCCUCAGUCAUAUCGACCAUCCGUACAAGGGCGUUCGAGAAUCUAUGGCCCAGACCCUUGCCGCCAUCACCCGUACUCGCUACCACGAAUCGUACAAGGAUGUCAAGGAGCUCGUCCAGACCCAGAACGAUGCGGGCUCUAUUGGUACCCAGCCUUAUCUUCCGACCAAAGACUUUGACGACACUAUGAACGAAGUUUUUGCGCGGCUCGAGAAGUGGCGACAUGAGCGCACACCAGGUCAGCAAAGUCCUUCUGCGUACACGUCUGGAAGCAAGACGAUAUUGUUAUGGCUCGACUCGAUGUUGUCCUCGUAUGAGUGCACUCAGCUACUCAAAUACUUCCCGGAUCUGUUUAUGGAGCAGUUUCUACACAUGAUGGAUGUCAAAGAGGAUCCCGAGCUCCAGUCACUGGCCUACCAUGUAUUCCGUCAUCUUCCCAACAUCCCACAUCGUAUCGGAGAGGACCAAGCAAUGAUCGAUGCCUUGAUCCGCAUCGGAAGAACGUCUUCGUCCUGGCAUCAACGCCUUCGAGUCAUGAUCAACAUGCAGAUCAUAUUUUUCAGACGCCUGUUCUUGCUCUCAGAGGAGAGCAAACAGAAGUUGUUCAGUUGUGUGGCUGAUAUGCUUGAGGAUACGCAGCACGAGGUUCGAGCGGGUGCCGCUACAACCUUGUCCGGGAUGAUCCGGUGCUCGCCUCUUGAGCUACGCGAGAGAAUGAUCAAACAGCUGCGUGAUCGUUUUACGCAAGCCCUCAUCAAUAACCCUCUUCCGAAGAAGCCAAAGGGCCAGCUAGCCGGGCUGUCGUCAGCUCGGACCUCGGGAACUAACACACCCAGUCCAGAAGCACAGCGGCUAGUCGUCGUUCGCCAUGCAGCGGUACUUGGUCUGGGUGCAUUAAUCCAAGCAUUUCCUUAUACGAGUCCGCCACCAGCCUUCAUUCCCGAAUUGCUUGUCCAGUUAUCCAGUCGAGCGGCAAACGACCCAGGCACGGUGGGAAAUGCCGUCAAGAGCAUCAUUGCUGACUUCAAAAAGACACGUGUCGACACAUGGUUUGAGGAUAAAAAGAUCUUCGACCCUGAGACUUUGGAAACGCUGGCUGGAGUGCUAUGGAAGAGCUACUUUGCCUAG